GGCGGGGGGCGGCGGGGAGGGGCCGAGCGCAGGAGGCGGAGGCAGGAGCAGAGCAGCGCGGCCGCGCCGAGCCGGCCGGGCCGACCGUGACGGGUCCCCUCACCUCCUCUCCUUUCCCCUCCCCGAGCGCCCUCCCGUUCGCUCCUUCCUCACGCCGGGAGUAGGCUCCCGCCUGGCGGCGCCGCUUGGCGAGCCACUCCUCUUCGCCCCAGGCGCGCGGGGCGCUCCCGCGAGCCCCGCGGAUGCUGCUGCUAGGGGUGGUGGGAGCAGCCGUGGGACGUGUGGCCGGGAGAGGGGGUGACAGCCUGGGAUUCCGGGGGCUUCUCUUCCUUGUCCUCCUCUCCUCUCUAUUCCCAGUGUGGCCACGGCUGACACUAAAGACUUUGUAGCCAUCAACCCAAGUGCAGUUUCGAUGGAAAAUGAAGGUUGCACGUUUUCAAAAAAUUCCUAAUGCUGAAAAUGAGACAAUGAUUCCUGUAUUGACAUCAAAAAAAGCAAGUGAAUUACCAGUCAGUGAAGUUGCAAGCAUUCUCCAAGCUGAUCUUCAAAAUGGUCUAAACAAAUGUGAAGUAAGUCAUAGGCGAGCUUUCCAUGGCUGGAAUGAGUUUGAUAUCAGUGAAGAUGAGCCACUAUGGAAGAAGUAUAUUUCUCAGUUUAAAAAUCCCCUUAUUAUGCUGCUUCUGGCUUCUGCAGUCAUCAGUGUUUUAAUGCAUCAGUUUGAUGAUGCUGUCAGUAUCACUGUGGCAAUACUUAUCGUCGUUACAGUUGCCUUUGUUCAGGAGUAUCGUUCAGAAAAAUCUCUUGAAGAAUUGAGUAAACUUAUGCCACCAGAAUGCCAUUGUGUGCGUGAAGGAAAAUUGGAACAUACGCUUGCCCGAGACUUGGUUCCAGGUGAUACAGUUUACCUUUCUGUUGGGGACAGAGUUCCUGCUGACUUACGUUUGUUUGAGGCUGUGGAUCUUUCCAUUGAUGAGUCCAGCUUGACGGGAGAGACAACACCUUGUUCUAAGGUUACAGCUCCUCAGCCAGCUGCAACUAAUGGAGAUCUUGCAUCAAGAAGUAACAUUGCCUUCAUGGGAACACUGGUCAGAUGUGGCAAAGCCAAGGGUAUUGUCAUUGGAACAGGAGAAAAUUCCGAAUUUGGAGAGGUUUUUAAAAUGAUGCAAGCAGAAGAAGCACCAAAAACCCCUCUGCAGAAGAGCAUGGACCUCUUAGGAAAACAACUUUCCUUUUACUCCUUUGGUAUAAUAGGUAUCAUCAUGUUGGUUGGCUGGUUACUAGGAAAAGAUAUCCUGGAAAUGUUUACAAUUAGUGUAAGUUUGGCUGUAGCAGCAAUUCCUGAAGGUCUUCCCAUUGUGGUCACAGUGACUCUAGCUCUUGGUGUUAUGAGAAUGGUGAAGAAAAGGGCCAUUGUGAAAAAACUGCCUAUUGUCGAAACCCUGGGCUGCUGUAAUGUGAUUUGUUCAGAUAAAACUGGAACACUAACAAAGAAUGAAAUGACUGUUACUCACAUAUUUACUUCAGAAGGUCUACAUGCUGAGGUUACUGGUGUUGGCUACAAUCCAUUUGGGGAAGUGAUUGUUGAUGGUGAUGUAGUUCAUGGAUUCUAUAACCCAGCUGUUAGCAGAAUUGUUGAGGCGGGCUGUGUAUGCAAUGAUGCUGUAAUUAGAAAUAACACUCUAAUGGGGAAGCCAACGGAAGGAGCCUUAAUUGCUCUUGCAAUGAAGAUGGGUCUCGAUGGGCUUCAACAGGACUAUGUCAGAAAAGCUGAGUAUCCUUUUAGCUCUGAACAAAAGUGGAUGGCUGUUAAGUGUGUACACCGAACACAGCAGGAUGGACCAGAGAUUUGUUUUAUGAAGGGUGCUUAUGAACAGGUGAUUAAGUAUUGUACUACAUACUAUAGCAAAGGGCAGACAUUGGCACUUACCCAGCAGCAAAGAGAUCUGUACCAACAGGAGAAAGCACGAAUGGGCUCUGCAGGGCUCAGAGUUCUUGCUUUAGCUUCUGGUCCGGAACUGGGACAGCUGACAUUUCUUGGCCUGGUGGGAAUCAUUGAUCCUCCCAGAACUGGUGUGAAAGAAGCUGUCACAACACUCAUUGCCUCAGGAGUGUCGAUAAAAAUGAUUACUGGAGACUCACAGGAGACUGCAGUUGCAAUUGCUAGUCGUCUGGGAUUGUAUUCCAAAACUUCCCAGUCAGUCUCAGGAGAAGAAAUAGAUGCAAUGGAUGUCCAGCAGCUUUCACAGAUAGUACCAAAGGUUGCCGUAUUUUACAGAGCUAGUCCAAGGCACAAGAUGAAAAUUAUUAAGUCUCUACAGAAGAAUGGCUCAGUUGUGGCCAUGACAGGAGAUGGAGUCAAUGAUGCGGUUGCUCUGAAGGCUGCGGACAUUGGAGUUGCGAUGGGUCAGACUGGCACGGAUGUUUGCAAAGAGGCGGCAGACAUGAUCCUUGUGGAUGAUGAUUUCCAGACUAUAAUGUCUGCAAUUGAAGAGGGCAAAGGGAUUUAUAAUAACAUUAAAAAUUUUGUUAGAUUCCAACUGAGCACGAGCAUAGCAGCAUUAACUUUAAUCUCAUUGGCUACAUUAAUGAACUUUCCUAAUCCUCUCAAUGCCAUGCAGAUUUUGUGGAUCAAUAUAAUUAUGGAUGGACCUCCAGCUCAGAGCCUUGGAGUAGAACCAGUGGAUAAAGAUGUCAUUCGUAAACCUCCACGAAACUGGAAGGACAGCAUAUUGACCAAAAACCUGAUACUUAAAAUACUUGUAUCAUCAAUAAUCAUUGUUUGUGGGACUUUGUUUGUCUUCUGGCGGGAGCUACGAGACAAUGUGAUAACACCUCGAGACACAACAAUGACUUUCACGUGCUUUGUAUUUUUCGAUAUGUUCAAUGCGCUAAGUUCCAGAUCCCAGACCAAGUCUGUAUUUGAGAUUGGACUCUGCAGUAAUAAAAUGUUUUGCUACGCAGUUCUUGGAUCCAUUAUGGGACAGUUGUUAGUAAUUUACUUUCCUCCACUUCAAAAAGUUUUUCAGACCGAGAGCCUAAGUAUACUGGAUCUGCUGUUUCUUUUGGGUCUCACCUCGUCAGUGUGCAUUGUAGCCGAAAUUAUAAAGAAGGUGGAAAGGAGCAGGGAAAAGAUCCAGAAGCAUGGUUUCAUGGGAGAUGACAAGGCAACAUCAGAAGCUUGCUCUCUUGAUGCCAUCCUUCCCAGAGGCAGGAACUGCCUCUCUCUGAUCAUAAAAUACACAACAUAUUCAUUGGAGAUGUUUUUACAUAGAAGAGGAGGAAAAUAGUUUAUUAUCUCAACACCCAAAGACUUUAACCUAGGCUUCAGACAUAGAUCCAGCUGCCCAGCAGAUGUUUUCACUUAAGCACCUGAAACUUAACAUAUCCACAACAGGAACCCUGGUUCUCUAGCUUCCCAUCUAAACCUCAUCCUACACAAAUGAAUGACAACUGAAUAGGAAAUAGGAAAACAGGGUUCAUGCCAGUAUUUUAGGAAGGAUAAAAAUGCUGUAUAACCAUAGCAAUUUUAGUAUAAUAAUUUUAGCAUAUAAUUUAUAGCAUUUCUCAUUGACACAUUUAUAAGCACCAAUUUUUCAUAGUGAUGUAGUCUAUAUUCACAAAGAAGUUCCCACAUUAGAGAAAGUUCUUCUAACAGGUGGAUUAACCCAUUUAUAACCCCUCCUCUCUCAUGGAAUAUAAUUUAUUAUUCUCUAUCCAUGUUAGCAAGCACUGAGACACUGCAGAGUAGACGUUCUGUUUUCCCUAUUAACAUCUCUUGAUUUGUUCCCCCAUAAUGUGUAACACACAUGAAUCAGACAGAAGUUAUGGGGAGGGUAUUGUCCAGACAGACACAGAACAGUUUUCCAAGAAGAAACAGCACCUCAGUUAGUCCUCCAAAAAGCACCAAUUCUAUGAAAAAACACAGUGGGAAAGUUUUCCUAAGCUUGUAUGCUAGAUCACAUUGGCUUAAUUUUUUCAAAUGUUUCAGUUCUCUAAAUUAUCAGAUUCCAGUAUUGAUACAUUUUGAUCAGUUUGGGUUUUUUUGGUAAAAACAUUCCUAAGUGUUUCCUGAUCUUGAUGACAGUGAAUUAUAUUGUAUAAAGAAAUCUCCCAAGUGACUCCGAAGUCAUAAUGAGAAAUCUAUUUCUUAAAAUAUGUAUGUGUGUAUAUGUAUAGGUACACACAAAUAUAUAAAUAUUGAGAGAAUGAUUUGGCUUAAUUUUAAUCAGAUCUCUAAAAUGUUAUCAAGACUAGUUAGGAAUAAAAGCAAUUGCAUGUGUAUUGCAACAUGUUCAUGUGACAUUUGAUUUUUCUACAUGAAAACUAGAUCCAGUGAAACAAGCUGGAAGUACUUUUCCAUGUAUUACCUCAUUCAUCUAUUUUUCUCAUCAUAACAGACUGAUACAUGGCCUGGUGCAGUCAUGUCUUUGAAUUUUAAAACGUUCUUCCUCAGCAUGAGGUUCUUAUCUUAGAAUUUAUAGUUCAAUGAACUUGAAUUUUAGCAUGUUUCAGACCUGGAACGAAAUGCCAAAGCAGCUUACCAUACAUUGUUCAGAAAGCUAUUGCUGAAAGUGGGGGAGCAUCUUUUUAAAAAUACAAAAUAAAUAGUAUUUCAUUUCAAAUUGACACAAGGUACAGAAUCAUAAUCAGCUAUCUUGACUGAAAUGCAUCAAUGUAAGAUAUGCGAUAAAUACCAAGUACCUGAUAUCCACCUCACUAAAAAUACAGGGUCACUACGUUUGUCGUUCUAGGGAUGUGAAGUUGUUUCUCCUGUUCUUGGAGGUGACUGCUUUCCAGGGGCUGUUCUGGGUUCACAGUGUGCAAGCCAGCCAAGUAACAUGCGCUAGGGAUUUCCCGGCGAACUAGAAAUCUCACUAAGGGGGAAAACUGGCUUGGGCCUCCUUAGGAUUGUAGGGUAAGGCAUAUCUGCUGUUAAUUUUGUCCUGUCUUCAAACAUAAGUUUUAAAACCAACUAUGUUCAAAUCUGGUUUUAAAAACAAUACAGAAAAUUCCUUGAGAGCAAGAAAAAAGCGCAUGCAGGAAGGGCACAAAUACCCACGGGGCAGUUAUUCCUUCUGGUCUUUUUUCCUUAUUUUCUGAGGUUGAGUGAGCUUGGCUGCCUAUUCACAUUGUCUUGGCACUUCUUUUUUUAGUGUGGCUUCAUCCUGACAGCUCUGCUUAAGUUGCUUUGGUCUCAUGAUCUUGUCCUUGUCCCGUUGGCCAUAUUUGAUAGUGUUGACCUCCUUGCCUCUGCAGAAUUUCUGCCAUUAGCUCUGGCAGCCAUUGGUCUCAUAGUUUUGAUCUUUCUGCUCAGCCCUCUCUCACUCCUGCCCAGAUCCCUUGCUCUGCUAUUGGUUUUCUUGUGUGGAUGUAACAAUAAUGGCUAUCAUUUAUUACAUGUUGUUAGUGCCAAGCACUGUGCUUAGUAAUUUGAAAGUGCAUGUCAUUUUAUCUUUAUAUAACACUUGGAAGUAUUAUCCCCAAUUUACAGAUAGGGUAACUGAGGCAUAGUCAAUUCAUUUCUUUUAUUCACAGAGGAAGAAAAGAUAAUUCUGAAAUCUUAGCUAUAAAGGUCUUUAGCUUCUUAUAUUAUAACUAAUUUGAAUUUUAAAUACAAACAAAUAUUAAAAUUAAUUUGAAUUUUUUGUCAUGAUCAAUCAUGAAAUGCCUAUAGGGUUUAUAUUUAUAGGAUAUAUACAUUUUCUUUUUAGCUCUAGGUAUCUUAAAAAGGGGUUGGUACCCAUAAAGUUCAAGUAUAAUUUUAUCACAGAACAUGGUUAUAGUGUUUUUCUUCUUUCAACUUUACUCCUAAAAUUUAUUCAAUUUAAAAAGCCAUCCAGAGUUCCUUUCAUACUUAAACUAGUAACUGAAGACUUACAUUUCCAACGCCUCAGGUGAGCUUUGAUUAGCUAGAAUUGAAUCAGAAAGAGCAAGACCCAAACACAUGAUUAAAAACAACAAAUUUUCCAAAUGGAUUGUGGAAUGUGUGACAUUCUGCUUCUACAGAGAUGUUUCCGUUGCCUCUGCAUCUCCUCUGAAUUCCAUCCCUGUCUCUUAAAGCCAAGCUCAGAAGCCAAAACUGAGAAUCUUGUGACCUAACCUCUCCUCAUCCAGGUGACUCCUGCCUCCUUUAGUCUCACCUUGCCAUUUUGUACUUGACAGAUUGCUUCAUUAAAUGUUCUUGUUAUUUCAUUGUGUUUUGUCUCACCAAGCAGCUGCACAAGUACGACUUUGGGGAUCAGGUAUUAUAUCCUAUUUCUUUGGUAAACCCCUCAGAUACCCUGUGGAGUGCUUAUGACCUCUCAUUUCAUAAAUCCAAGAUAUAUAAUGAGGCAGGGUAAUGCCUUAAUUCUCAGAGUAAGUCAAUGGACAUUAUUAGAUUUUAACUCCUUACUGCAAGCCUAGGUGGAUAAUUUCAAGUAAAUGGCCCUGAUCGUAAUGGCCAGAGAAGGGAAUCUGACUUCUUAUGUUUACUGAAGGAAGGCCCCUUUGCUUAAAAAACUCCUUUUAAUGAAAGAAAAAGAUGAAUGGUAUAAUUAAACUUUGUAGCUUAUACACUCUUCAGUUUGGUGCCUAUCAAACCAUUUGCCAAAGUGGAAGUAGAAAAAGGUGUUCAUGCAAGGUUGGUGGUUUGCAAGGGCAGGGUUGAUGAUAAAGCCAGGAAAUAGGAUAUUCUUACUGGUAUAACUUCCAGACACCCCCAACUACAGGAAUCAAGAAAGAGAGAAUUUUGAUACAACGAAGGACUUAAUAUGCUUGUGAUUACUUAGAUGUGCUUAGAUCUAUUUGUUGGAAAGACAUGUAUCAAUAAUAGAGCAUAUGACUGCUUUUUUGAUUUUUCUGUGAAUAGCCAUCUCUUUAGAGACCUAAAAACCACCUCUUAGUAGAGAGCCCCAUGUGCACCUCCUAAAAUAAACAAAAAUUUUAUUUCAAGAAUUCUUUAUUUGAAACAGAAGCCAGUCUUUAGGGUUGAAAACUUUAGGGAACAAACAAGAUGGUGUUUUUGUCUUUUGUAAAUGGCUAAAGCCAGUAAACACUUGGAAGGUGUGUACCGAACACUGGCUGAUGCUAGACGUACUCCCCUAAGCGUAUGGUUCUCACUAGAAAAGUGGAAAGACUUGUUUGUUAGAUGUUAGGAACUGAAUGUAGGCCUGUUCAACGUGGCAGCUUAAAACUAUGUUUAGGCUUCUUACUGAUAGAAUGCAGCCAGUGAGAGAGUACAGAAGAAAGGAAAAACACAAUUUGUGUGAAUACAAAUAAAAACGGUUGGGAUUAUACCUUCAGAUCUAUAGAUCUUGCCCAAAUAGAUUGAUUCCACUUGCUUGUUUAUUUUCAAGUUCUUUAUUUGGAACUGGCCAGCACCUUCCCAAUUCUACUGGUAGUUAUAAUUUUAGCAGCCUCUAGUGUGUUCCAGAGCAGUGCCUUUCAAAGUCUUUUGACUGCAAUCUACAGUAAGAAAUGCAUUUUGUACAACCAUUUAAUAUAUUAUAUGCAUGUCUGAUGAUUUCCACUUAAAAAAAUACUGGUUAUGACUUACUGAUUUCAUAUCCCAUUAAUGGGUCAAUACUUGUAGUAUAAAAAAAUGGCCUAAGAUUCUGGUAUUGCUGCAUAUAUCACUAAUAUUUUAAUUUCUUUAUAGCGUUUCCUCCUCCUCCUCUAGAUCCAGGAGCUCAGGAUGCUAUUUCUUAAUUUGUUGGAGCCAUUACAAUUUCAACUUCUGCUUUAAAACCUGGAGCAUAUAAAGUGUUCCUCAAGCCUGCCAUGGUCUCAUUUUCCUAGUACUUAAAAGUGUUUACCUUCUGUCUGGCAUCCUCAACUUCUCUCUUCUAAGGCUUGGACCUUUCAGAAUAAAGGAUGAAGAGAAAACAGUUGGGGAAAAAUGUUUUGAAAUGAUAAUAACCCAGCUUCUGCUUCUGGGAAAUAAUUAAGUAGAACUUCUAUUCUUUUUGAAAACAUAGCUGGCUGAGUUGCUGCAAUGUAAAGGUUAUAGACUUAUUAUUAAUUUCCUAAAAUGGAAUGAGAAGUACAAACAUGCUUUCAAGAGUGUUUAAGAAAAUACUGGUUUCUUAAAUCAGGUUGUAUUUAUUAAAAGCAGAAUACAAAAUACCUUGGAAUUCGAA
Molecule: messenger RNA, 8120 nt
Organism: Suricata suricatta (meerkat)
Lineage: Eukaryota; Metazoa; Chordata; Mammalia; Carnivora; Herpestidae
Gene: ATP2C1
Product: ATPase secretory pathway Ca2+ transporting 1
Exons: 29
Coding region: 420-3287 (955 amino acids)
Biological process (GO): manganese ion transport; calcium ion transmembrane transport; intracellular calcium ion homeostasis
Cellular component (GO): endoplasmic reticulum; plasma membrane; Golgi membrane
Molecular function (GO): ATP hydrolysis activity; P-type calcium transporter activity; ATP binding
Source: RefSeq, a predicted model, not a curated record